UCAACCAUUUUUGUGUUGCGUUGCGCGAAAACAGACGAGAAUAUUUUUACCAUAUUUGGAGUAAUAUUGAUAUAAUUGAUACUUGUGGUUGUUUUAAUACAUUUUUGUGUCUUUUUAGAGUUAUUAUGAUAUGAUUGUACACGUGAAUGGACGUUCUGUAAUAAUAUCUGCGAGGAAGAGUUUACGAGUUCCACACCCGGGUAAUCCAGCUUAAAAACUGGUAUAUCGAAGUUUAUCGCGAUAAUUUGCAUAAUACACCGUGUAUUAUUAAUGCAGAACUUGCUAAUUUGAGUUCUUGCCGUAGCAAAUUUAACAGGCAGCAAUGUUUGCCAGUUUGAAAAGUAAAAUAAAGGAGGAGACUGGAAGUGACAUCAGUAAAUUAACUAGCAGUUGGCGUAGCGGAGCUUUUUUGGGUCGGAUUACACUAAGAGAUGAUUCGUCUACAGCAAGUCCAUCAAGCUCUGGUGGACAUGGAGAUUCCACUUCUGAUUCAAUAUCCCCACAAUUGGAGUCAUACCUGUCAGACCGAACUGGUGGGCAAGUGGACCAGGUAGCCCUACAACAGCAGUACACAGCACAACUGGAAGCCAAACUAAAAGAGAGGGAUGUCUACUGGGAACAGAAGAUUGAAGAGUUGAAGUUGUCUUUGGCUUCUGUACAGGGUGAAGAAGCAGUAGCAGCACAAGCCGUAGCUCGUACAGCUCAGGCUGAAGCAGCCAAAGCUGUCACAGAGAGAGCGGCCGCUGAGAAACAAUUGAAUGAGUUCCGGAAUCGACUGGCUGCUGCGGAACGAGCACAGGACCGCCUUGAUGCCCUUACUGAGGAGUUGGAACAGUCUCGGCGCGAGUGGGCGCGUGAGCGGUCGGAGUUGACAGCGGCGCUGGGCGCGGCGGAGGCGCGGGCGCGGGACUUGGCCGACGAGCUGGCGGUUGUUAGGGCCGCGCUGCCGACCGACAGUGACCACCAUCACAUGCACGAUGACGAUAAGCGGGAACUAACGCCAUCGGGGUGCGAGUCAUACGACCGUGUGUGCAGAGAGCGUGCAGUUCUAACGAGACAGCUGCAAGAGGCCAAGAUGGCGCUUGCUGACGUGAAGACGUCGUGGAACGGCCAGAUCGCAUCGCUGGAGACGCAGGUGGCGCGGCUAUCGCGGCAAGCGGGGGAGGAGGGAGCCGAGAGGAGACGAGUGGAGAAUGAGAAGAGAGAGAUGCAAGAGAAACUACUCAAUAUGGCCGCCGAGAUUGAGAAGACUAAGCAGCAAUUGGCGAAUAGUGAAGCUAAGGAAAAGACAAUGGACCUAGAGAAUAGGAUCGCAACAUUGACAGAAGAAAAUAAGGAACUGGCUGCGGCUCUGGAGAAUGAACGGACCCUGGUGAAGAUUCUCAGGGAGAAAUUGGAGAAGUCGAGCCAGCUGCAUGACGACUCCAAGACGGAGGUCAACCACCUCAACUCCUUGCUGACAGAGAUGCAACAUGACUACAUUGAUAUGCAGAGGAAGUUUGACAAAGAAAAACGCGAGAAAGACGAGGCAUUGCUGCGUAACGCUCACAUGUCGCAGUCGAUAGAGAUGAGCCAAUGCAACGUGCGGUACCAGGAGACUGAGAUCACCGACCUGAAGGCCAAGAUUGCUGAGCUGGAAGCUCUGCUGGCGCAGCAUAAAGAGAACCAAGCGGCGUGCAUGUUGAUAAAAGAGCACGAGGAAACUCGCAAGACUGAAAUAGAACAACUGAAACGGCGGAUAGACGAAGCGACUGACAGUGAAAACGCACUCAAAAAGACUAUACAAGACUUAGAAACCGAAAUCUGUGAUAAAAAUAAGAAAAUAAAGACUCUAGACAACCGGAUAUCAGAUAUGAAGAAGACCUUACAAAGAGAACUGCAGCAGAGCAGUAAGUCUGACCUCACCUCAGUGGAAGAACAAGACAUUAGCAGACGAUACCUAAAACACGUAGUGCUCCGGUUCCUCACAGCCCGGGAACUCGAAGCGCGACAGCUAACAAGGGCUCUCUCCGUGUUGCUGAGGCUGUCAGCUCACGAGGAGGCACUCUUACGGUCCGCCCUCCCCCCGCGAUCGGGCAUAUCCGCCUGGUUCCCUUCACUGAACAACACCUGAUCCUAGACUUUAAGGAUGACUGGUAACUGACUUAAUUUCCUUAUUUUAAGCCGUCGGAUGGUGUGAGCGAGAUGCCAGAUAUUUAUUAGCUGAUAAAAUUAUGUUAUUUUGUGUUUGAUUACUAUUUAACUGAGGUAAGUGAAACUUUAAAACGUCUUCAUUUGUACGACUACAUAAAUUCGAAUUGAAUUCGAAUUGUUUUGUACUUAUAUAAAACAUUAUUUUUUGGACAUUCGCAAAAAUAACCCUUAUCAUAUAACCACAUAGAUGAAUGUGGCCAUUAAAUUGAAUACAAUUAUGAUAUUAAACUUAGUAUAAAAUGUCUGGCGAAAAGCUUGCGGUGUCUGGCGUUAUUCCUAUUUUAUAUUUGUUUCUUAUAGGCACUAACAUGUGCACAAUAGCGUCAAACGAUAUCGAAUAAAAUGAUAGAUUGUUAUCCGUAUUAAGUUUAUUUCAAUAUUGAUUAUUUUCGUACAUCGGUAUAUUUUUAAAGAGAAAAGAAAAACAUAUUUUAUGCGUUUUGUUAAUCAUUUGUGAUAUUAUUUUCUCUAUUACUUACGUUACUGUUGUAUUUAAAAUUAUUUAAAAGUAUUUUUUAUUGAUUAUUAUAAUUAUGAAUUAUAAGUAUUACUUGCAAUUGCAAUAAGUAUUGUAAUCUUUAUUUUGGUAUUUAAUGUUUUAAUUAAAACGUUGUAAUUAAUUAUAUUGGUGGUAAUUCCUUUAAACACCAUCUAAUUUUAUUUUAAGUUAUAUUAUCUGUAAUUUUCUUAUCCGCAGAAAAGGAAAAGGUCGGAUAAUCGACAGGCAUAACAUUAUGGCAUUUAUAACAUUUAUGGAUCACUCGUAAAUUUUAGGCAGAAAUCUAAAACAACCCUCUAAUAAUUUUACAUUGGCCAAUAAUUAAGUUGACAUACCAGCGAGAUACCUAUUUGAUUCGCCCGGGUAAUUCAUUCAUUAACUCGUUCAUUUUAAAAUUGACGGCAAUCAUCCGUCUCUUUCCUUUUCGGCGGAUAAGAAAAUGAGAGGUAUAACAUAAAAUUAAGUGGUGUAUACAGUAAUUAAAACCAUUGUAUAGGUAUAAAAAUGGAUAGUUUAUUAAAAUUGCCUUAAUAGUUGCUAGUCAUUCUUUGAAUACGAAUAUUUAUGUGAAAUUUAAAUGUGAAAUAUUGAUGUUAUUUUUGUUUGCAUUAUUGGUUGAAAAUAUAAUCCAAAUUAUGACAAUAUGGCAAUUGAUUUUUUUAGUAAAUACAUAGGCACUUAGCGGGACAAAUGUGAAGCAAACGCGAGACCUAUGGAAUUCACAAAAUAUUGUAAAUUAUGAUGACAUUUAGAACUACCCUCCUUUUAUGCUUAGCUAUCGAAUAAAAUGAUGAACACUGCCAGUCAAUAUAUCCUAUAUAUAAGGCCUUCUCGAUUUUGUAAAACUUUGGCUGCUGUUAUGCGUAAAAGCUUAUGAAGACCCGUGAACGAAUAGACUAAUAUUGUAAGUCUCGAGUGUUACAUUCACACGGAUAACUAAUAGCUUAAGAAUAACGCAGGUGUAGGUACGGCCACGGUAAUAGGGUAUUUUUCAACUAGUCAAAUCAGUUACUUUUUACUCAACGUCAAAACAAGAAAUUACUGUGGAAUUUGUAUGAAAAAGCAACCUGUGACUAGCGAGCGAUAAUUGUAACAGGCAUCUUACGACCUACCUUAUCGAUGUAGUAACCAUAGUAACACUUAAUCAUUUGCAAAUCUCUGACUGUGAAUUUUGUCUGACAUUUGAUUCUUGACUCCUUCAAAAUAAGAUGUAAUGGCUGUUCAAAUAAAAUGCAAUAUCGGUUAUAGAGUGUCGUCACACGCCAGAUGCGCCGCGGAAUUUAUUUUUUUCAGAGAUUGGUUGUUGAUUGGUUGUCUGUUAUACAAGGUCUAUUGUUACAUAUUUAUGCUAUGUCUGCCUACCCAUCCGUGCUCGUACCUUAUGUACAUUGUUAUAUUAAUGCUGGUGGAAUACAGCAGCAGCGUCAAUUGAAGGCACCGUUUUGUAGAUAAUGUUUAUAUGAGAUCUGUCAACGUGUGUAGUCUAGUCUUGCUUGUUAAUACUACGGCUUAAGGCGGCCUCUUUUUGGAGCGAAGCUUGGGAAGCGAAGUGGAGAUGGGAAGUGAAAUUAGUUAUAUAUUCAUAUAAUCUGUCGAGCCUACUUUUGGUAAAGAAGGAUUAUGAAAGAUUUUCAUAUUAGAAGUUCUAUAUUCCUGUGGACUCCUAUAUCCCUCAUCAACCCUACUAGCAGGGUUAUUAUUGAGCCGCCAAAAGUCCUUGAAAUACAGUAGCUGGGGCUGACUGCUUAACGUGCCCUCCGAAGCACGAACAUUCUGUAAUAUCCUGACCAAACCAUGGAUAGUCUCACGAAGCUAUUUUUGUUAGACGUACCCCACCAGGAAUCGAACCCAUAACCUCCGGAUUGUGAGCCUAACAGUGGUAUUAGAAGCAGACUUGUGUAAUUAUUGGUUAAGAGAGUAAAAUUGGUGUAGUAGAAAGAAGAAUGAGAGGUCAACCAAAGAGACGCAUUAUUUCCGUUUAUGGAUAAUUCCGCUGCAACCUUCCUCUCUGCUGUGUUUUCACUUCACUCUAUUCCUACGUUCCACUUCAUUUCUCUUCUCCGCUCUAAGGAAAAGGCAGCUUUAUAAUAGAAUCGUGUAUGUAUUUAUAAAUUUAUACCGUCGUUACAACAGAGUUUAUUUUUGGUUGUUUAAACGCCACAUUAUAUAGUCGAGGCAGUAUGUUUCUUUCUUCCUUUCUUUUAGUAAAUUAAACAUGAAAGAAGCGUUACUCGAGUUUUGUAUAGGGACAUGUCACAAAAAUUGCCCCAAUCUAUUAAUUUAGUAAAAAAAUAUUCCCCAUUCUUCUUUUUCAUAUCAUACCUGUAGGCUAUUGCUAUUGCUUCUAUGAUGUUCUGAGAGCAUAUAAAAAACAUAGAACACGUUCAGCUGCUUCUCUUCCCGGGCAUGUCGUAAAAACCGACAGAGGGAUUGUGUCCUCUAACAUGAUGGACUAAUGUUAUGGGCGAUAGGCUGAUCCCUUAUCACCAUAAGGUUCAUCAUAUCCAUCUUUGGACUUCGUAUCAACAGUGGCUGCAAGUUGUCUUUGAUUACUUGUGGCUCUGCCCACCCCAUUAGGGAUUACGGGCGUGAGUUUAUGUAUGUAUGUAUGUACCUGUAGGCUAUUGCCAUCGUGGUGAAAGGUUUCGCCAAACUACAUUAGAUUUUGACUCGGAUAGUUUGAGGUGCUCAUUAGUAAAGCACGCCUAAUGUGCCCAAGUAAUGUGAGACUUUCCAGGCGACAUUCCUCAAAAACAAUAUAGAUGGCGCUAUAAAGAUUUUCCUUCGUUUCACCUUCUAAUUUCAUGGAUAACAGACAUAUGCACCCGGAUGAGAGCCUUCAGCGCUCCCCAUUUGUCCGGCCAAGUAGUUAAUGCCAUCUGCGGCAAAUCUACAAUAAGUCACGUCAAAAAAAAAAGACUUAUGCAUAUUUUAUCUCUGUGUUUGGGUAUAAGUAAUGACCGUUUUUAUAACACCCAGACACAAUAUAUAGAAUAAGAAUAAAAUAAAAUUUAUUGCCAGUAACAAUUAAUCAUUUGCAAAUCUCUGACUGUGAAUUUUGUAACGGUCUGACAUUUGAUUCUUGACUCCUUCAAAAUAAGAUGUUAUGGCUGAUCAAAUAAAGUGCAAUAUCGGUUAUACAGUGUCGUCACAUACCGUAUAGCUUGUGACCAGAUGCGCCGCGGACAUUUUUUUUUUUCAGAGAUUGGUUGUUGAUUGGUUGUUCUCUGUCUGUUAUACAAGGUUACAUAUUUAUGCUAUGUCUGCCUUCCCAUCCGUGCUCGUACCUUACGUACAUUGUUAUAUUAAUGCUGGUGGACAGGUCCACCCAUUAUUAUUUGAUCAAAAUAAAAGAAGCAGCGUAGGUUACAUAACUCUAUACAUAAUGUGAUCCAUAUAUCAGGUCUUCUUAUCUUAUUCAGCCUAUACGAUCCCACUGCUGGGCAAAGGCCUCCCCUUGAAAUAUCAGGUAACAAUUAUUUUUAUAAUGCUUCUGCCAUUACAUUGUAUUUUUGAAUAAUUGUGUACCCGUUAAAUCUAGACAGCGCCAUCUAUAUUAUUUUUGGGGGACGCACCCUGGAAAGGCCUUUAUUACUGUCAAGCUUCGUCCCUUUUCUUGAGCGACAUGUGUCCCUGCAGACAGCGGGCGAAAUCGCUUCACAUCGCACGACAUCUCGCGAUUUUGCCAUUAUAGCUGCGGGCAUAGCACCGUAAGCGUGCGACUCUUUCUCGUCUCGACAUACGUCACCCGUCACUCUCUCACAGUAUUGCACAGAAAGAGACAGAUGAUUUCUGUCGCGGCGAGAAAGAGUCGCGUGCUUACGGUGCUAAGCUAAGCUUGCUGGUGACAGAAAUCGUCGGACGAAAUCUAGCGAUGACGUACAAAUGUCCUCUAGUGGUGACGUGGCUUUAUUGGCGGUUUCGUCAGAAAAAGUACUUCCCCACUUAAAUAUCGAAUAUUACUUGUUUCGUGUUUAAUCUGUACUUUACGAACAAUCCAUCUUAUGGACUGAACAAAAUAACUGUUUUGACUGUAUAAGUGGAGUUUAUAAAGGAGAUAUAUGUAUAUAUUAUAAUCAGAUGAAACCUAUUUUUUUAUUUAAAGAAUUUGUUUUGCAUCGUAAUUAUUGAGUUGUUGUUUAAUUAAUAUAAUUCUAUGAAUAAAAUAUGACAAGAUAUAA
Pectinophora gossypiella (pink bollworm) is the source of this 6873-nucleotide messenger RNA. RefSeq names its product golgin subfamily A member 1 (gene Golgin97). The transcript has 12 exons. The coding region runs from base 323 to 2113 and encodes 596 amino acids. The record is from RefSeq and is a predicted model, not a curated record. Gene Ontology annotation, cellular component: Golgi apparatus. Lineage: Eukaryota; Metazoa; Arthropoda; Insecta; Lepidoptera; Gelechiidae.